AUGUUGGAGAAAACGUUCUCCACAUUUCAUGCAUCAAAUAUAAACUUGCAACAACAAUAUCGGUUGCAAAGGUUUCAAAGAUAUUCUGAUCUAAAUUCAUUUCUCCUCGUAGCAGAGAAAAACAAUGAGCUACUAAUGAAGAAUCAUCAAGCUCGUCCCACUGGAUCAUUAGCCAUUCCAGAAGCAAAUGUUGUUAUUAAUGAUGAUACUAAAGACUCUGGAAGAAAAUGGGGACGGGGUCGUGGCCGUGGUCAUUUUGGUAAAGGUAAUGGUCACAACCAUUCCUUCAAAGGAAAUAAUAAUUUCCGAGGUAAUUCCCAUGGUCGUGGACGUGGUUGCGGUCGUGGUCGAAAUCAAAGAACCCCUAAUUACCACACUCCACAAAAUACCAAUUCCAACCAGUAUAACAAAAGGAAUGAAGCUGGUAGGUCCGAAAACAAUGGCACUUCUUGUUUCAGAUGUGGAAGUACAAACCAUUGGUCAAAGGCUUGUCGUACACCUUCACAUUUAUGUGAACUUUACCAAGCCUCUCUCAAAAGAAAAGAAAAGGAGGUGAACCAUGUGAAUAAUUUUAAUGAUAUCAACGUCGAACUAAAUGUCGCCGACUAUACCAAUGAUAUGGAACUUUGA
Helianthus annuus (common sunflower) is the source of this 630-nucleotide messenger RNA. RefSeq lists its product as uncharacterized. The record is from RefSeq and is a predicted model, not a curated record. Gene Ontology annotation, molecular function: zinc ion binding; nucleic acid binding. Bases 1 to 630 code for a protein of 209 amino acids. The transcript has a single exon. NCBI's taxonomy places the organism in Eukaryota, Viridiplantae, Streptophyta, Magnoliopsida, Asterales, Asteraceae.